Drosophila sulfurigaster albostrigata is the source of this 389-nucleotide messenger RNA. RefSeq lists its product as uncharacterized. The coding region runs from base 1 to 315 and encodes 104 amino acids. The transcript is spliced from 3 exons. The record is from RefSeq and is a predicted model, not a curated record. NCBI's taxonomy places the organism in Eukaryota, Metazoa, Arthropoda, Insecta, Diptera, Drosophilidae.
AUGCAAGAAAUUUCAACUAAGGGCGCAGCUUUAAGUGCAUCAGCUGCGCUCACUUUUCUGGUGACCGGCAGCGUGCAUAGACGCAUAUUGGUUGGUGUAGAAAAUUUAUACCACAAGACACAAGAGGUUAGAAUUCUCUUAGUGCAUUUUGUACUUGGUCGUUUUCGAAAUUUUCUGCUUUUGGUUUGGUUCUUUUUGAGCGUGACUGUGCCUAAGCUAGCGGCCGGCGGAGCGCUACUGAGUGCCAUCUUUGUCGCCGCCCUAGCGGCCAGUAAAGCGCGCCAAAGUGCUCCCAUUGCGGCACAUAGCAGCUAGCUAAGCGUCCUUAGCGCCACCUUUGCGCGCAUAGCGGCCAGCGGGGCGCCUUAGCGCCAUCUUUGCCGCCGCAC